Molecule: messenger RNA, 429 nt
Organism: Dufourea novaeangliae
Lineage: Eukaryota; Metazoa; Arthropoda; Insecta; Hymenoptera; Halictidae
Product: N-acylneuraminate-9-phosphatase
Exons: 2
Coding region: 1-429 (142 amino acids)
Source: RefSeq, a predicted model, not a curated record
AUGCUAAAACAGUUGAGGAUAAAAUACUUCCUAGGUUUGAUUACAAAUGGCCCUUCAAAUGCACAAUGGGAAAAGAUACGCAAACUUUCAUUAGAACAGUACUUUCAUGUUAUCUUGGUAUCUGGAGAUUUACCAUGUGAAAAGCCGGAAAGAGAAAUAUUUAAAAAAGCAUGUCGAUUUUUAAACAUUAAACCAGAAAAAUGCUUAAUGGUUGGCGAUAAAUUGGAAACUGAUAUUCUAGGUGGGAUAAAAGCUGGCUUCGGAGGUACAGUUUGGAUUCCAAUCUCGGAUAAACCACGUUUGCUAAAAGAAGAUCCCCAACCAGAUUUUACUAUAUGCCAUAUAACAGAUCUUUUAAAUGUUUUAAAUAGAGGUCCUGGUGCUCCAGAACUUGAAGAUACUUCUUCAAACGCAUCAGAUGGUAGCUGA